AAUAAACGUUUACUGCAAAAAAAAAAAAAAAAAUUAAUUAAUAAUAAAAUAAAAUAUAUCUCCCCACUCCCAUUCCGCCUCUAUAAAAGAUUCCAUUCCUCAACUCCAUUUUUCUUCAGUUCAAACCAAACAAAAAAAAAUGGCUACUUCAUCACUUUCAACAAUGUCUUUCCUUUUUCUUGUUCUUCUUACAUCCUCGCUCUUGUCGGAGACGGCGGCUUCCGACAUGUCCAUCUUAUCCCACGGCGGGAGCCGGAGCUUUCUCCGGUCACACUCAGAGAUGGUUUCCAUGCACGAGUCGUGGAUGGUCAAACACGGCAGAUCGUACGGCAACGCCGCCGUCGGAGAGAAGGAGAGGCGGUUCGAGAUCUUCAGGGACAACCUCAUGUACAUCGACGAGCAGAACGCGGAGGACGGCCGGACCCACAAGCUCGGCCUGAACCGGUUCGCCGAUCUCACCAACGCCGAGUACCGCAAGACUUUUCUCGGCACCCGGACCGACCCCAAACGGCGGCUUUCGAAGGUGAGGAGUGACCGGUACGCGCCGAAAGUCGGCGACAGCUUGCCGGAUUCCGUUGACUGGAGGGCCAAAGGCGCCGUCGCUCCGGUCAAAGAUCAAGGCAGCUGUGGGAGUUGCUGGGCAUUCUCUACGAUAGCUUCCGUGGAAGGUGUGAACCAAAUAGCGACCGGUAAUUUAACGACCCUUUCGGAGCAAGAGCUGGUUGAUUGCGACACUUCGUACGACGAGGGAUGCAAUGGUGGUCUUAUGGACUAUGCCUUUCAGUUCAUUAUCGAUAAUGGAGGCAUCGACUCUGAAAAUGAUUAUCCGUACACGGGCGUCGAUGGUAAAUGCGAUUCUUACCGGAAAAAUGCGAAAGUUGUGUCCAUCGACAGCUACGAAGAUGUUCCGGUGAAUGACGAAAAUGCCCUUAAGAAGGCAGCCGCUAGUCAGCCUCUGAGUGUUGCCAUUGAUGCCGGUGGUAGGGACUUCCAAUUGUAUGAAUCGGGUAUAUUCAGUGGCAAGUGUGGAUUGGACUUGGACCACGGUGUGAACGUAGUCGGUUACGGCACCGAAAAGGGUGUCGACUACUGGAUCGUCAGAAAUUCAUGGGGCGACAGCUGGGGAGAGAAAGGCUACCUAAGAAUGAAGCGUAACGUGAAGGCCAAAGAGGGACUUUGCGGAAUCGCAGUCGAGCCCUCUUACCCGGUCAAAUCUGGUCUAAACCCUCCAAAACCAGGCCCGUCGCCCCCCACCCCCAGUCCGCCCCCACCUGCCCCAUCUGCCCCCUCCUCCGUUUGUGACGACUACUAUGCGUGCCCCGAUAGCACAACCUGCUGCUGCAUUUACGAGUACCAUGGCUACUGCUUCGAGUGGGGCUGCUGCCCCCUCAAGGGGGCCACUUGCUGUGACGAUCACUACAGUUGCUGCCCCCAUGAGUACCCCGUGUGCGAUGUUUACGCCGGCACCUGCUCGAUUAGUAAGGGAACCCGCUCGGAGUGAAGGCAAUGAAGCGCAUUCUUGCAAGCCAAUCGGACGUCCGGAAAGAUGGGAAAGGAGCAGCUCUUGAGAGGGAGAGUGCGUUUGAAGGCCAAAUUUGCACCGAAGAAGAACGAAUAAUUUCGGUGCAUUU
Messenger RNA from Erythranthe guttata (spotted monkey flower), 1631 nucleotides. Its product is annotated as low-temperature-induced cysteine proteinase. Gene Ontology annotation, molecular function: cysteine-type peptidase activity. The record is from RefSeq and is a predicted model, not a curated record. Gene Ontology annotation, biological process: proteolysis. Lineage: Eukaryota; Viridiplantae; Streptophyta; Magnoliopsida; Lamiales; Phrymaceae.